UAAUUCCUUUCCCUGCACGAGAUUUCGACUCACAAGCAAGAGAAUUAUUGUAGGGAUGCUCAGUCUAGUACCGCGGGGGAAGAUGUGCACGCCACGCCGGAAUCUCACAUCCUCCCGCAUUGUCGAGAGAAGCGACGCUUCCCCGCGUUUCGUAAGGCACAGGCCGCCUUGAAAGUCUGUAAAGCCGACCGUGUGUAUCUGACGAGGAAGGAUUUCGACCGAUAAUUUGCCAGUGCAGGCUGUCAGAAAGCAUGUUAACCAUUGAAUAGGGCCACACCUCCGAGGUAUUACGAGUCCUAAUUUCCUUAUCAGUCCGCUAGAGGUCGUCUGUUGUCUUCCCCCUCAUUACCAGCAGGAAAGCUCAGGACCUCGACACAAGCAUUACCAAAUCACGAUCUACCAUCACGUUCCUUCCGUUACACCGCUUGGACGACCUAAAAUCCGAUGGAAGGACGAGGAGGCUUCAGCGCGUCGCACGGCUUCGGCGCGUCGGACCUGCGUCACCUGCUCCUCGAGCGCAUUCUCGCCGGGGAUGCCGGCGGCAGCAGCGGCGGCGAAAGCGGCGGCGGCGGCGGAGAGGGUAAGAAGGUGGAGUGGUUUAACUACAUGGUGUAUUCGCCCAGCUACUACAUCGCCACGGUGACCGCCAUCAUCAUCCUCGUUUCAGUGCUCUUCGAAAAGCUCAUCCACGUUGUACACCAUUGGUUUGGUAGCAAGAAGAACAAGUCCCUCGUGCACGUGGUCGAUCGCAUUAAAGACGAGCUCAUGGUCGCUGGAUUUCUCUCCAUCAUACUCGCGUUAAUCAACCCGCUGAUCGCGGCGUGGUGCGUCCCCGUUGCUAGGGACAACAUUCUAAUUCCGUGCCAACCGCCCCAAAUCACCUACUACUCACCUGCGCCCUUACCUGCCGAAAACUCUUCCUCUGUGGAAGGGGAUACGCAUGGGGGGGAUACAACUGCAGAAUUCGAAACCGGUACUAUCGAUGGGCCAGCGAAGAAUAAUACUGGGGUUACUCCUCACGGCGAAACCGGAAACGGCACGAAACGGGCGACGUUUUCAGAAACCGAGCGGUUCGCGAACGGAACUCGGCUCGAGAUUCGCAGAGACACUGUCUUGUUUGCGAAUAAGACGAAGGUGGUAACUUCGAUACAGACGCUGAUUUUCCGUAACAAGACUCGGCUGAUGAUGAAUGUAACCACCGUUACACUUCCAGAUGGAAGUGUAAACAUGACUAAAGCUGAAGAAGUAAAACAUCCCAAAAAAAAAUCCACUGCCAAUUCAUCUGAAAGCGAGGGGGAAAUCAGCCGGGGGAGGGGACUUAUGGAGCCCAUAUCAGCUGGUCCCAGAAAGGCUUCACAGAUUGACCUAGAAAAUCAGAUACGGCAGUUGAUUGGGAGUUGGGAGCGACAACAACUACAAGAGCAGCAUAAGCGGCGCAUUUUGGGAGACGUCGACGAUUGGGAGAAUGAGAGCAGCUUACUUCACGAAGUGGGCCGGCGAAGGAACUUGGCGGAAUUCAGCAACAAAUGCCCGGCUGGAAAGGAGCCGUUCAUGUCGCCAGCAGCCAUCCAUCAGCUGCAUCUCUUCAUCUUCUUUGUCAUUGCCGGCCACAUCGUCUACACCUGCGUCACCAUUGUCAUCGCCCGCGCCAAGGUGUCCAGGUGGCACAAGUGGGAGAUCAACUGCCAAAAGAAGAUGAGCGAAAGGAAGGGCGCUGUUUCAGGCCAGCUCUCUCGCGCCCUCAACGACCGCGACUUCAUCCUGCGCCGCACAGGAACCCUCACCAAUAGGCGCCUUCUGUUUCCUGACGUGGCACCUGACGUGGAAGAGGCGGCUUCCAGCUCAACAGAUGGCCGAUCUGAUGUGGCGCAGCACCGUGAGGAUCCCGAUUUUGCCAGAACUUUCCAGGAAGUUGUCCAGGAGGCUGCACAAGCGCAGGAGCAAUGGGGUCAGGAGGAGCAGGCUCGAGAUCAGGCUCGGGAGCAAGAGGCUGGGGAGCAGGCUCGGGAGCAAGAGGCUGAGGAGCAGGCUCGGGACCAGGCUCGGCCGGUCACAAAGCUGCAGGUUCAGGACUAUGAUGAUGAUGACGACGUGGCAGGGGGGGAGGAGAUGCCGCAGCAUUUCACGUGGAUAGGAGAGGAGGAGGAGGGGGGUGAUCUGGACGCGAUAUAUGAAGAGGAGGAGGAGAGAGAGGAGGAUGAACGGAAGGAGAAGGAGUGGCAAGAGGAGGAGGGGAGGAGGAGGCAAGAGGAGAGGCAGAGGGCGAGGGGGAGGAGGUCAGUGCGAUGGUCACAAGAGGUGGGAGGAGGAGGGGUGGAGAAGGGAGGGGCAGCGGAGGGAGAAGCAGGAGGAAGCGGAGGAGGAGGGGGAGGAGGAACGGGAGGGGAGGGAGGAGGGGCGAGGAGGGAUGGGAGGCGGUUGACCCGGUCGGAUACAAUGGCGAGGCGAGAGGCGAGCAUGCAGCUGACCGUGUGGCAGUCGCUGGUGCUGACCUUGCAAUGCUUUUGGCAGCAGCUGGUUAACCCGAUCACCCGAUCCGACUACUACACCUUGCGCCUUGCGUUUAUUCAUAAUCAGCACCUUCCCGGCAACUUCGAUUUCUACCACCAUGUGGUCAACUCCUUGGAGAAAGACUUCGUGCACAUAGUUGGUCUCAGCUGGCAUCUGUGGAUUACUCUCGUUAUCAUCAUCGGCAUCACAAGCUACCUGUGGGACACCUCCUUUAUAUUUGCCAUCCUUGGUUUCCUGAUCACUCUGGCGGUGGGCACGAAGCUGGAGUACAUAGUGUCGGUGCUGGCGCUGGAGAGUGCGCACGUGAAGGGGGACUGCGAGGGCGACCACUUAAAGCCCCGCGGGUCGCUCUUCUGGUUCAAGCGGCCGUCCUUCAUGCUGCACCUCCUGCACUUCGCGCUCUUCGUUAGCUCCUAUAUGGUCGGCAACAUGAUCACCUUUUACUAUUUGGCGAUGAACCACGCGGAGUGCAAGUCCUACUCCACCUGGGUGCCGUGGAUCAAGUUUGCCAUCGGGAUCAUCACCCUGCUCAUCUGCAGCCUCAGCACUCUGCCCCUAUAUGCGCUCGUUACCCAUAUGGGGGAAAAGCCAAGCCCUUCUCAAGCUGGGAAGAAGCGCUCUUUCAGUCCAUUUUCCAAGCGCAAGCAGCAGCAGGUGGCUCCCGUCCCGGAGUCGCCCAUGACAAAAAUAAUGCAGCACAGAUCCAAGGACGACGUCAGAAUCAGCUGAGCGGUGCGGCAAUGAAUGAUGUUCCAUACGGUAGUUUAGACUGGCGGUAUGCUACUGUGGAGCCUAAUAAAUUGGGAAGUAAGCCAAGCCCUUUCCAAGCUGGGAAGAAGCGCUCUUGCAAUCCAUUUCCCAGGCGCGAGCAGCAGCAAGUGACUCCCGUCCGUCCCUGAGUCACCCAUGGCAAGAAUAAAGCAGCACAGAUCCAAGGACGACAUAAGACGUAAGAAGAAUCCGCCGAGUGAUAAUGAUGUUCAAUUUCACUACCGUAAUGUAGUUUAGACUGGCUGGCGGGCAGCAUGCCGUUGUGGAACCUAUUUAACUGGAAAGUUGGCAUUGGCUUUGGCAAC
Molecule: messenger RNA, 3587 nt
Organism: Closterium sp. NIES-67
Lineage: Eukaryota; Viridiplantae; Streptophyta; Zygnematophyceae; Desmidiales; Closteriaceae
Source: the annotation of a GenBank genome assembly